This is a messenger RNA of Physeter macrocephalus (sperm whale), 3371 nucleotides long. It is a transcript of the gene KPTN, whose product is annotated as kaptin, actin binding protein. Gene Ontology annotation, cellular component: actin cytoskeleton; lamellipodium; KICSTOR complex. NCBI's taxonomy places the organism in Eukaryota, Metazoa, Chordata, Mammalia, Artiodactyla, Physeteridae. Gene Ontology annotation, biological process: actin filament organization; cellular response to amino acid starvation; negative regulation of TORC1 signaling. Gene Ontology annotation, molecular function: actin filament binding. The coding region runs from base 1773 to 3080 and encodes 435 amino acids. The record is from RefSeq and is a predicted model, not a curated record. The transcript has 12 exons.
CAGUGUCUGCCGUGGCACAGGCUGGAGAGUAAGUAGUGUGAGAAUCUGUUUGUGCCACCCAUGACCUAAAUAGUGAUUCUCAACCCUGGCUGUGCUUUAAAAUAUUAAAAGUGCUCAAGCUUGGGUUGCACUCUGAUAAACUGUGAUUUGAUUGAGGUUCCCCACCCUUUUGGUUUUGGAGAGUUUUUCUCCAUAGGUGAUCCAAACGUGUAGUUAGGGUUGGAGACCACUGAACACGACAGUUCUUUCCUUUCCAACCCAUUUGUUUAUUCAUUCACUCAAACGUGAAGGGAAUGUGGUUUCUCGGUUACCAAGGGAGGUAGAAGAAGCCCGAAGAAAACAUUGUUCAGAAGCGGCAGAACCAGACCCCACCCCCAUUUACUCAGCAAGUAUCUACUCAGCACCUACUGUGUGCCACGCCCUGGUUCAAACCCUGGGAUUACAGCACUAAAUAGCAUAACCAGAUCUGGAGUGGACACCAACUCCUUUCUUUUCACCACCCUCCAGAUCCAGUCUGCCUUUGAGAACUCUCCUCUCAGGUCUCUUAUGCAACAGUGUCCCAGGUGCUUGGCAAAGGGCCUGGUACAUAGUUUUGGGUUCUUAACAUAUAUACUGAAUGCUCGUUCCACGUCAGGCCUUGUGGGCCAGGCGUCGGGGAUUUGACUGUGACCAAGGGAGAUCCAGUCACUGCCUUCACAGAUCUUGCAGUGUGUGUGCGUGCGUGCGCGCGUGUGUGUGUGUGUGUGUUUUCUUUCUGCAUGGAAGGGGGUGACAGAAGAUUGCUCGAGGUGGCCAGGACAGCUGGCCAACUCAUGUCUUCUGGAAAUAACAUACAGGUAUACAUAGAGUCCCCAAACCCUUGAUGCCCUUCUGGAGACAAAAAAGUAUAUACAGGAAUCCCAGAAGACCUCAUCCUGUCUCCACCACUUACUAUCAUAUCAGUCAAGGGACUUAUUCUCCCGGAGCCUCAAUUUCAUUCUCCAGAAACUGGGAUAAUAAACCUCUUUCCAGAGUUGUUGCAACAAGUUUAUGGAGAUAAAUUCAUACAGUGGUCAAUAAAUGCUGAAUAAAUGAACGCGGGGUAACAAGAGCAGGGUAGUUGUGAAGAUUCAAUGAGAUAAUCAGCCAACAUGACUGAUAAAGUAGGCUUUCAGUAAAGAAGGUGGGGGUAAUUGGCCAGGACAGAUAGCUAGAAUUUUUUCUUUGGGGUAAGAAGAAUGCAUUUCACCAUUUUAAAGGUGAUGUGAUUAAAACAAACUAUGGAGCUAUUGUGUUUGGGUUCCAAUACUGACUGCUGCUUCUAGCUGUGUGAUCUUAGACAAAUUACUUUACCUGUCUGUGCUUCAGUUUCUUCAUGGGUAAAACAUAUCAUAGUACCUACCUCAAGCCUGCCUGUGAGUUUUAACUAAAAAUUGAUAGAUGUAAAGCGCUUAGAACAGUCCCUGGCAUGUAAGGGCUAUAUUGAGCAUUAAGGUUCUCUUCUUCCGCCUUCCGCACCGCCCACAGCAGGGGCCACCACCUCCCAUCUUCAGGGCCUUAAUCAGCUGGCGGCAGUCACCUCGGCCCUGAAAAGGACCAGGCAGGAGCGCGCAGGCGCAUUGAGGCAAAGUCUGGUGGGACGCCCAAGGGGCCCGGCUGGCAGCCAUCUUGGUAAAGGGCAGCGUCGGCAGCUUCUCUACGUAAUCAGUCUGCGCGACCGGCCGGCGCCCGGCGGUCCAUGGCGUAGAGCGGGCAGCCGCGGCGGCUACGGGGACCAGUGUUUGAGGGGCGUGAUGGGGGAGGCGGCCGUGGCCGCGGGGCCUUGCCCGCUGCGCGAGGACAGCUUCACACGCUUCUCGUCUCAGAGCAAUGUGUACGGGCUGGCGGGCGGCGCGGGCGGGCGCGGGGAGCUGCUGGCCGCCACCCUUAAAGGCAAGGUGCUAGGCUUCCGCUACCAAGACCUCCGACAGAAAAUCCGGCCCGUGGCCAAGGAGCUGCAGUUCAAUUACAUUCCCGUGGACGCAGAGAUUGUCUCCAUCGACACCUUCAACAAGUCACCCCCAAAGCAGGGCCUGGUGGUGGGGAUCACGUUCAUCAAGGAUUCAGGGGACAAGGGCAGCCCCUUCCUUAACAUCUACUGUGACUAUGAGCCUGGCUCUGAGUACAACCUGGACUCCAUUGCCCAGAGCUGCCUGAACCUGGAGCUCCAGUUCACUCCUUUCCAACUGUGCCAUGCAGAGGUCCAGGUCGGGGAUCAACUGGAGACCGUGUUUCUCCUGAGUGGGAAUGACCCGGCCAUUCAUCUCUACAAGGAGAACGAGGGGCUGCAUCAGUUUGAAGAACAGCCCGUGGAAAACCUCUUCCCAGAGCUCACGAACCUGACCAGUAGUGUCCUCUGGCUUGACGUGCACAACCUGCCUGGCACGUCCCGGCGACUCUCGGCUCUCGGCUGUCAGAGCGGUUAUGUCCGUGUCGCCCACGUAGACCAGCAGAGUCGAGAGGUUCUGCAGACUUGGACGGUCCUGCAGGACGGCCCCAUCUCCCGAGUGAUCGUGUUCAGCCUCUCGGCCCCCGAGGAGACCGAGGAGAGGCCACGGCGGGAGGAGUACAGCGUGCUGGUGGCCAGCAUGUUGGAACCAGCGGUGGUGUAUCGGGACCUGCUGAGCCGGGGCCUCGAGGACCAGCUUCUCCUGCCUGGCAGCGACCAGUUUGACAGCGUCCUCUGUGGCCUGGUCACCGACAUCGAUUUGGAUGGGCGGCCGGAGGUCCUGGUGGCCACCUACGGACAGGAGCUGCUCUGUUACAAGUACUGCAGCCCAGAGCGCGGGCUCCCCGGGGCCCAGCGUCGCUUCCGCUUGCUAUGGCAGCGGAGCUUCUCUAGCCCCCUGCUGGCCAUGGCGCACGUGGACCUGACCGGUGACGGGCUGCGUGAGCUUGCUGUGGUCUCCCUGAAGGGCGUGCACAUCCUGCAGCACAGCCUGAUCCAGGCCUCGGAGCUGGUUCUGACCCGGCUUCGGCACCGAGUGGAGCAGAGGAGACGUCAGCCACAGAGGCUGGGGGACAGGGUGGGUGCCGGGCCUGCUGAGACCCCGGCCUCCUGAGCGCCCACCCGCUGCCCACCCCAGGCCUGCCACAGUUCCUUGGGGCGCCCGCCUCCAGCUCUUCAUGGCCCGGGAAGCAUCCUGAAGGAGGCACUGGUCUCCCCAGACACCCCAGGGUGGCGGAGCGGUGGGUCCUGCUCUGGCUCCGCCCCAGCGUGCCCUGUGACCCCCACUCCCCUCUCUGUGCCUCAGUGUCCCCACUUGAAGAUGGGAUGAUCCCACCCCACCCCGCCUCUAUCCCCUUGAGACUCUGUCAGUGGUGAUUAUUUCUGUGUCCAGAGGAACCAAACU